GUAACUUUGUGCUUUGAAUGAGUCAUGUGACCCGGCGUCAGGAUACCGUCGCAUCCAAAGGACCAAAGCGCCUCCAGUGCAGCAGCAAAGUAGCCGAUAUGACGUUCAUCGCAAAGACCUUUUAUGAUCUGAGGGCCACCUCUCUGGAGGGGGACUCGGUGGACUUCAACGUCUUCCGGGGACGAGUGGUCCUCAUCGAGAACGUGGCCUCGCUCUGAGGCACCACCACCCAGGACUUCAGCGAGCUCAACCAGCUGCAGAGCAAGUACCCCCAUCGGCUGGUGGUCCUGGGCUUUCCCUGUAACCAGUUUGGAUACCAGGAGAACUGUACCAACGGCGAGAUUCUGAGUUCACUGCAGCACGUGCGUCCAGGUGGUGGCUUCAAACCCAACUUCGGUGUCUUCGAGAAGUGCGACGUCAAUGGAGAAAACACACAUCCGGUCUUUGCCUACCUGAAAAACAAGCUCCCCUAUCCCGACGACGACCCCWGCUCCCUCAUGCAGGAUCCCAAGUUCCUGGUCUGGAGUCCCAUCAGCAGGAUGGAUAUCUCCUGGAACUUUGAGAAGUUCCUCAUCGGGCCAGAGGGGGAGCCCUUUAAGAGAUACAGCAGAAAGUUCCCCACCAUUGAAAUAGAGCCUGACAUUCAAAGACUUCUUAGAUUAACUAAGGCCUAAAAAUAGCCUCCGCCUCCUAAUGACUUUCCAUCUGUAACUGUCAAAGUCGACACUCUGCCCUCCACACGUUAAAGCCUUAAUGAAUGAGGGUGAUAUUCUGAAAAGCUGAGGGGAUAUCGUCUGARACCUUUUAAGUGCUUAACAACUGUGGAUGUAUAGAUUCUUUGUGUUUUUCAAAGUAUAUGCAAAGAACACCAUUUUAAAGAACUCGUUCAUUAGGAUGGCGUAGCUUUGCAUCUUGUUUGUUUUUUUUUGUCCUGUGCUUGAGUUGCCAGCAGAUGGUGCUACUCUUCUAAUCUUGCAAACAGCAAACUUCAGUCCUGCUUUUAUGAAUUAACAUUCCAAACACACACUGACAAAUUAAAAUAAAACCCUGGAAACCAACA
Messenger RNA from Austrofundulus limnaeus, 1060 nucleotides. RefSeq names its product glutathione peroxidase 2 (gene gpx2). The record is from RefSeq and is a predicted model, not a curated record. Gene Ontology annotation, molecular function: glutathione peroxidase activity. The transcript has 2 exons. Lineage: Eukaryota; Metazoa; Chordata; Actinopteri; Cyprinodontiformes; Rivulidae. Gene Ontology annotation, biological process: response to oxidative stress.